CCGCGGACGUCACCCCGCAGCGCCCCGCCGGUCUCCAUGGCAACGCGCGGGCGGGCGCCAUGUUCGCGGACGGGACGGCGCCGGGCGCCCAUGUGCCGUCGCUGCGGAGGGGCGCCAGGAGCACUCGCUGCGAGGCGAAAAGCUGCCAGACUGGGAAAAUCUCCACAGCAGAAACUGCAGUGCAGUCCCGUAGUAAUCAAGAUGCUGCUGUGCAGACCGAUCAAAGGGAGGAUGCUGCCCAAGGCUUCCAGCAAGAAGUCCAGGUGGAUUACACUGGCCUUCUCUCAUUCCUUCAGAGAGUGGAGGAUGCUGUUAUCAAAGAGCUAAAUAAGAACUGGAAAAGCCAUGCCUUUGAUGGCUUUGAAGUGAACUGGAGAGAGCAGAACAAAACAGUGCUGUGUCUGCACACUCUCUCGUUCCCAGAGGCUCAGCAGCAGAAGCUGCAGGUCACCAGUGUCUCCUGGAACAUGACAGGAGCUGUCCUUGCCUGCUCCUAUGGCCACCUGGAUGAUGGGGAUUGGAGCGCAGCCAAGUCCUAUGUUUGUACCUGGAAUCUGGACAGGAGAGGGCUGAAUCCCCAGCGCCCAGACCUCGUUGUGGACGUUCCCAGUUCUGUCAUGUGCUUGGCUUUCCACCCCUCCCAGCCAUCACUGCUAGCUGGAGGCCUUUUCAGUGGGGAACUGGUGGUGUGGGAUACCAGCAGAAUAGAAGACCCUGUGGUCUGGAGGACAGGGAUGACAGCUGACACCCACACUGACCCUGUCUAUCAGGUUAGCUGGGUGCCUGAUAGCAGGCACCGGAGCCACCCGCGGCUGUGGAGUGCAGCACCGGACGGGAAGGUGCUGGUGUGGCACGAACAGGAUGGGCACCUGGCCCUGGCCGGAGGCUUCGCCGUGGGGGCGCAGCACAUCCAGCACAGCACCCAGGUGAGGAAGCUGGCUCGGGGCGAGGCAGCAGUGGGUGUCACCUCGCUCUCCUUCUCGCCCUUGGAUCCCUGCGUGUUGGUGGUGGGUGUGGAAGGAGGCUCCCCUAUGAAGUGCUCCACGGCCGCGGUGACAACGGCGCUGCAGCGGCCGGGCGGCUGCACUCCCCGCCGGCUCCCCGCGGAGCUCGUUCCUCCCAGCGCCCCCGCGGAGCUCGUCUUCGCCCCGCACGCUGGGCCUGUCUACUCUGUCAGCUGCUCCCCCUUCCACAGGAACCUCUUCCUGAGCUGUGGGACUGAUGGCCAAGUCCACCUGCACUCCUUGUUGCAGGCCCAGCCCCUCCUGUCGCUCCAGCUGUCCCAGCAGUACCUCUUCUGUGUGCGCUGGUCCCCAGUUCGACCACUGCUCUUUGCCGCUGCAGCUGGGGAAGGAGUUGUGCACCUGUUUGACCUGGAGAAGAGCUCCCAGAAGCCUGCUGUCUCCAUGAAGCAGGCUGCGGGGCAAGGCCCCGUGCACUGCUUGGAGUUCAACAGCAGGCAGACACAGCUCCUGGCAGCAGGGGAUGCCACUGGCACAGUCAAAGUCUGGCAGCUGAGCUCUGACUUCUCUGAGCAGGGGCCCAGGGAACUGAAGCACCUGGAGCAGCUGGCGAGUGAGGUCAGGGACUGAGAGCAAGCCUCCAGGAGCUGCUCGCUCACUUCUGAGUGCUGGCCAGGAGCAGCUCGAGUCUCACCCAGCUCAGUGCACUCUGCCUUUAAGCAUUAAACACAGGAAGUCUGUGGUUCAA
Molecule: messenger RNA, 1710 nt
Organism: Pogoniulus pusillus (Red-fronted tinkerbird)
Lineage: Eukaryota; Metazoa; Chordata; Aves; Piciformes; Lybiidae
Gene: DYNC2I2
Product: dynein 2 intermediate chain 2
Exons: 9
Coding region: 60-1592 (510 amino acids)
Biological process (GO): intraciliary transport
Cellular component (GO): cytoplasmic dynein complex; ciliary plasm
Molecular function (GO): dynein light chain binding; dynein heavy chain binding
Source: RefSeq, a predicted model, not a curated record